Messenger RNA from Fraxinus pennsylvanica, 5085 nucleotides. The record is from the annotation of a GenBank genome assembly. Lineage: Eukaryota; Viridiplantae; Streptophyta; Magnoliopsida; Lamiales; Oleaceae.
AUGAAAAUGAAGAUCCAAGGGUUCAUCUUAUUUCUACUCUUCUGUCAAUUUCGAAGUCAACCAUACCCUGAUAAGCUUAAAAGUUCAAAACAGAUAUUUGAUAAAUCGAAAGACAGUAACCAAGAAACAAACACCAUCAAGAUUGGUAUCAUUCUCGACACAAAAUCAUGGGUGGGGAAGGUUGUCCACAGCUGCAUUACUAUUGCAAUUUCAGACUUUUACAUGCUCAAUGAACAGUACAAAACAAGGAUUGCUCUUGAAACAAGAGACUCAAGAGGAGAACCUUCUGAUUUUAUAGCUUCUGCAUUUGAUCUUUUGGAGAAUGCUGAAGUGCAUGCUAUCAUGGUCCCUGAGAUGUCAAGUGAAGAGUCGUUCUUGGCGACGCUAUGUGACAAAGCUAACGUUCCAUUACUUUCAUUUUCUUCAGUAUCAUCAUCGAAUGAACAUCCUUAUUUGUUGCAAGUUGCACAAGAUGAGACCUCUCAAUUCAAAGGUGUUGCUGCCUUUUUGGGAACAUUCAAAUGGAGGACUGUUGUACUUAUCUACGAGGACUCUGCAGAUGCCAGACAAAUUCUAUCUCAUGUACGCGACACCUUUCGUGAUAAUGAUGUGGAUGCCGUGAAUGACAUUGCCAUUACUCUGAGGGCUACAGAUGAAGAAAUCAUCAAAAAGCUUCAUAAUCUCAGGACUACGAGAAUAUCAAUAAUUAUUGUACAUACAUCAGUUUCUCUUGCAUCUCAAAUUUUUAAAAAUGCAAAAAUGUUGGAAAUGAUGAGUGAGGACUAUGCUUGGAUUAUGACUAGCAAAACAAUGAAUUUAUUGGAUUUACAAAAUUCUGCAGUUGAGUCAAUGGCCGGAGUAGUUGGUUUCAGACCUUAUAUUCCAGCAUCAAGCAAGCUCCAGAAUUUCACUUUGAGAUGGAGAAGGGAAUUUCAGCACAGCGAGAUUGAUAUGGAAAGCAGGGGAUUAAAUGUGUUUGGUAUAUGGGCAUAUGAUGCAAUAUGGGCAUUGGCAGAGGCAACUGAAAGAGCAGGAAUAAAGUUCUUUCUUAAUAGGGGAAGAGGUUUAGGUGGUGAAUUUCAACUUAUAAAUGCAAAAUUAGUUCAUGAGACUUAUGAAAUCGUGAAUGUGAUAGGUAAGGGGGGAAGAAGAGUAGGUUUCUGGACACCAACUCGUGGAUUCGCUAAGGAAAUAUAUCAAUUCACGGACAGUUGUUCCUCUGACGGUCUCAAAACCAUUAUUUGGCCUGGAUUCUCUACAACUGCUCCAAAAGGUUGGUUACUUCAAAUGAGUGGCAGGCGUUUAAGAAUUGGAAUUACAGCGAAUUCACGGUUCCACCAAUUGGUAGGCUUGAGUUAUGAUCAACAAACGAAUAAAACAAAAUUCCAUGGUUUCUGUGUGGACGUCUUCAAUGCGGCCAUUCAGAGGUUGCAGUAUAAGAUUCUUUAUGAAUUUAUCCCCUUCUACAGACAUAAUGGAAGUUACAGUGAUCUCGUAUAUCAUGUCUAUCUGCAGACUUUUGAUGCUGCCGUAGGGGACAUAACUAUCACUUCCAACAGGUCACAAUAUGUUGACUUCACAUUGCCAUACACAGAGUUAGGUGCUGGAGUGGUAGCACGAUUGGGCAACAACGACCCAUGGUUCUUCUUAAAGCCACUUAGUGUGGAUCUAUGGAUUAUGAGUGCAGGCCUCUUCAUUCUGACGGGUUUUAUUGUUUGGCUUAUUGAACAUCCUAUUAAUGUAGAGUUCCAAGGUUCUCCAGCGUGGCAAAUUGGGACAAUAUUUUGGUUCGCCGCUUCAACUCUUGUUCAUGCUCAUAGAGAAAAGUUACAAAGUAAUCUAUCAAGAUUUGUUGUGGGUAUUUGGUUGUUCGUAGUCCUGAUAUUGACAUCAUGUUAUACUGCAAAUUUGAGUUCACUGUUGACCGUUCAUCAGAUAAGAUUGACAAAAAACGAUUACAUAGGCCAAGAUUCUUUUAUAAAGGGACUUCAUGUCAUGAACAACCCGAAUGUUAAGGAUUACAGACUUCGGCCUCAUAGUUCACCUGAGGAAUAUUACGAGGCUUUAAGAAAAGGAAGUAAAAAUGGAGGAGUAGGUGCUAUAAUUGAUGAAAUUCCUUACAUUAAACUAUUCCUUGCUAAGUAUCCACAUGAAUUCGCCAUGAUUGACUCCAGAGAAACAACUAAUGGCUUCGCUUUUGUUUUCCCAAAGGGUUCACCUUUGGUCCAUGAUAUGUCAAGAGCGAUUGCUGGACUCAGAGAAGAAGGUAAAAUUUUGGAGUUGGAGAAGAAAUGGUUUAGAAGCCAAUUAUCACCGUUAUCUGACACUGAACCACCUAGGACCAAUACUCUGGGCAUUUAUAGCUUUUCUGGUCUAUUUCUUCAUCAGAAUGUUGGCGGGAGGAAAACUGAUAUCCAUUUGUUGAAUAAAUGCCACAUAAUUUCACUACACAGAGUAGAUGUUACAGAUUUUAUCAGUUCAUCCGAUCAAAACAGUAUUAAUAAUGUCGAUGAAAUUAAAGUUGGAGUUAUAGUUGAUAAGGGAUCAUGGGUUGGGAAGACUAUUCAUGGCUGCAUUUCCAUGGCCAUUUCUGAUUUUUACGAGUUGAAUAGUCACUACAGAACACGCAUAGUUUUGCAUGCUCGAGACUCUCAAGCUAAACCAGUUCGUGCUCUAUCUGCAGCUGUGGAUCUUGUGGAGAACAUUGGGGUACAAGCAAUUUUCGGCCUCGAGACAUCUCUGGAAGAAAAGUUCUUAGCCAUACUACUAGAGAAAGCUAAACUUCCUAUAUUUUCAUUUUCCCCAAGCAUAAGCUCCUCCACCAGACAUCCUUACAUUGUCAAAAUUAGGUCGGAUGAAACAGUUAAUCUUGAAGGCAUUGCUUCUAUUCUCAGAUCAUUUGAAUGGAAAGAUGCCAUUCUUAUUUAUGAGGAUACUAAUGAUGAGCGCAAAGCUACGCCUCAUUUGGGCGAAUCAUUUGAAGGCAAAAAUAUUUCCAUUCCUUACAGAAGUGUCAUUUCUUCUUUCUCUAGAGAUGAUCAAAUCCUGAAAGAGUUGCAAAAGCUCAUGACCCUGAAAACGAAAAUAUAUAUAGUGCACAUGUCAUUGCCUCUUGCUUCUCGACUUCUUAUGCAUGCGAAAAGAUUGGGAAUGAUGAAAAAGGAAUAUGCUUGGAUCGUCACCGACAAAACCAUGAACUCAGUGCAUUUGAUGGACUCUGAAGUCGUUGAAUCUCUGCAAGGGACAUUAGGUUUCAAGCCGAAUAUUGCAGCAUCAAGUAAGCUGCGGAACAUCACCUCAAGAUGGAUGAGGGAAUAUGAUGCAACAGACCCUAAUGUGGUACUAAGAGAGUUACCAGUAGUUGGAAUAUGGGCAUAUGAUACAGUGCAAGCAGUAGCAGAAGCCUUUGAGAGGUUAAGUAUUGAAACUUCAAACGUUAAUGAUCAAUUUUUAGGGUUGAAGUCCGUGGAGUGGACCAAUUUUUUACAUUCUCACGGUGGAGCAUUGCUCCUACACGAACUUUCUCAUGUUAGAUUUGAGGGUUUAAGUGGUGAAUUUCAGUUGGUGGAUGGGAAUGUAUAUCCUAAAGAAUAUAGUCUGGUGAAUAUUCAAGGCAGUGAAGAAAAAAUGGUCGGAUUAUGGAGGACUACAGAUGGAAUUUUCGAAGAAGUAUACUCAUCAUCAUGCUGGAUAAAUCAUAGUACAGAUUCCAACACUAUGAUAUGGCCUGAAGGGUGUAAAACUACUUCAAGAGGCCGUUUAUUGCAGACUAUGAGCCCCAAAAUGCUUAGAAUUGGGGUGCCAGUGAAAAUCAGUUUCAAACAAUUGGUUGACGUGCGUUAUGAUUCUCAAACCAAUUCAACAACCAUCUCAGGCUACUGCAUAGAUGUCUUCAAAGCUGCCAUUGACGCCUUAAAUUAUAGAACACCUUAUGAGUUUGUCCCACUUGUGAAUGGAAGUUACAAUGACUAUGUCCAUCAGGUUUAUCUUCAGAACAUUGAUGGACUUGUGGGAGAUGUAACAAUCACUACCAAUAGAUCUCUGUAUGUGGACUUUACAGCACCUUUUACCGAUUUGGGAGUGGGAACCAUAGCACCGCUCAACAACGAAGACAUGUGGAACUUCUUGAAGCCUCUUGAUACAAAAUUGUGGCUAGUAAGUGGCGCCUUCUUUUUCCUGACAGGCUUUGCAGUUUGGGCUAUUGAACGGUCUAACAACAACGAAGAAUUUAGUGAAGGUUCAGUAGUUUAUCAGAUUGGCACAAUCUUCUGGUUCGGCUUUUCUACCCUGGUUUUUGCUCAUAGGGAAAAAUUGACAAGUAAUUUAUCAAGAGGUAUUGUGCUUGUGUGGGUAUUCGCGGUGCUGAUCCUGACUUCAAGCUAUACUGCUACAUUAAGUUCCCUUUUGACAGUGCAACAAAUUCAGUUAGGAUCAGCCGGGGAGUUCUUGGGAACCCAAGGUGACUCCAUUGUAAGUGGAGUUAUAGCUAAUAACUUAAAUUUCCAAGACGAGCGCCUUAAGCUCUAUCUUUCACCAGAAACAUAUGCUGAGGCUUUGUCAAGAGGACGUAAGAAUGGUGGUGUCGACGCUAUCAUUGAUGAAAUCCCUUAUAUCAAGAUUGUCUUGUCAAAAUACUCAAAAGAUUACGCGAUGAUUGCUUCUGCGUCCACCACUGGUGGUUUUGGCUUUGUAUUCCCCAGAGGUUCUCCACUGGUUCCUGAUAUAUCAAAAGCAAUUAUAAAACUAAGAGAAGAAGGAAAACUUGUGAUGAUGGAAAGGGCAUGGUUCAAGAGUCAAUCGUCCUUCUUACCAGACGGCGCUGUGACUAUCACAAACAUAUUGAACUUCAAUCAGUUUCGUGGUUUAUUUUUAGUUAGUGGGAUUUGUUUUGCCAUAGCUCUUGUCAUCUACCUGACACAGUUAUCGUUAGAAAGGUUCCAGGUUAAAAAUUUCUUUAUCAGACUUGUCAAUAGAGAAAAUCUGGCCUUUGUAUUAAGGUUUACACGGUACAACAAGAGAAUAACUAUUGAUGCUACCAAGGAGAGGGCCAUUGCUACGAUGGCUUUGGAACUGGCGUACGCAUAG